AAAAAGGAGUUGGUUAGAAGUUUCUUGGUUUCCACGCGCACACAAAUUCGCUCUCUCUCUCUCUCUCUCUCUCUCGUUUUGGUGGAAACCGUGGCGGUUUUCCGGUGGGUCAGGUGGUGGUUGCGGUGGCUCAUUUACUGGCGGUUUUCUAUCCGUGGCGGUAAAAAUGGCGUAUAGGAGGAGGCAAGGAAUCACGAGGUCGGCCACUUUCAAAGAGGAAAUUACUCGUUAUCCAACGUCGUCUCCAGAUGAUGAUCACAGGUACUCCUCGUCGUCGUCGUCCUCAUCUCUGGCCGCUCAGGCCAUCCGAGCCUCCGCUGCGCACCGCGAUUCCUCUCUCUCCUCUGCUUAUGACGGCGACUCUGCUUCCCUCUCCUCUCACAAUCGCACACACUCCUUCAAGGACCUCCCCACCCAAGAGUAUGCAUCACUUACAAAUUCAAAUGAAAACAAGGGGUUCUGGGGUGUUCUUGCUCAAAAAGCUAAAGCAAUUCUUGAGGAUGAUGAAGUCUCCCAGCAACUUCAAUCACCAAACAGAACGAGGCUUCAAAUGCAUGAGAACUCUGCAGAUAACCAGUUCCAUCAGCCAUAUCAAUCACUUGAGAGCUCUAAGAAAAUGGAGAAUCCUAGAAUACGAAGAGGCUUGGAUGCACUUACAUCUUCCCUUAAUCACAUUGGCGAUACAAUUGGAAAUGCAUUGGAGGAAGGACGCACCAUUGUGGAGAAUAAGACUCAAGAUAUUAUUCAUGAAACACGCAAACUACAGAUUAGGAGAAAAGGAAGCAGUACUGAGGAACAGAAUCAGGUCUCUGGAGUGUAUAAUCCAUGGCCACAACCUUCAACGCAGUCCACACAACCACAGAUGCAAACCAACAAAGAAACUCAGCUCAAGGCAUCUCGCGAUGUGGCAAUGGCAACAGCUGCCAAAGCAAAACUCCUCCUGCGUGAGCUAAAAACUGUUAAAGCAGAUUUGGCUUUUGCAAAAGAACGAUGUGCUCAGCUGGAGGAAGAGAAUAAAAUUCUUAGAGAGGCUCGGGAAAAGGGAGACAAUCCUGCAGAUGAUGAUAUGAUACGCCUUCAACUCGAGACCCUCUUGGCUGAGAAGGCUCGCUUGGCACAUGAGAACUCUGUAUAUGCUCGCGAGAACCGCUUCCUUAGGGAAAUUGUCGAAUACCACCAGCUCACCAUGCAGGAUGUUGUCUACAUUGAUGAGGGAAUUGAGGAGGUUACCGAAGUUUAUCCCAUUCCCGCUGUCUCAAGGACGCUCUCUGUAUCCCCGCCCUCAAUUACGCCCCCGCGUUCACCUUGCCAGAUGUUCCCAUCUACUGCUGCAUCAUUGAAGGAGGCGAUUUCAAUCCAUGUCCAGCCACAAGCAACAGCAGAUGUUACUCAGAUUGAGACACCAACAGGAGAUGUUCCUCAGAUUGAAACACCAACAAGUUGUAGUAGUGAAGAGAAUGUUCCUCAAACUGAGGCACUACGAACUUCUAAUGGUCCAAUCUCACAAGAUGCAAAAAUACAGUCAAAUGCUGCAUCCUGA
Messenger RNA from Diospyros lotus (date-plum), 1540 nucleotides. RefSeq lists its product as uncharacterized. NCBI's taxonomy places the organism in Eukaryota, Viridiplantae, Streptophyta, Magnoliopsida, Ericales, Ebenaceae. The record is from RefSeq and is a predicted model, not a curated record. The coding region runs from base 167 to 1540 and encodes 457 amino acids. The transcript has 6 exons.